This is a messenger RNA of Achroia grisella, 753 nucleotides long. RefSeq names its product saccharopine dehydrogenase-like oxidoreductase. Gene Ontology annotation, cellular component: plasma membrane; lipid droplet; mitochondrion. NCBI's taxonomy places the organism in Eukaryota, Metazoa, Arthropoda, Insecta, Lepidoptera, Pyralidae. Gene Ontology annotation, biological process: glycolipid biosynthetic process. The transcript has 5 exons. The annotation marks the transcript as partial. The record is from RefSeq and is a predicted model, not a curated record.
UUUUCGGAUCAAUUAAAGUUGUUAUCAUUACGAAAACAGCUAUUCCCUGAGAAAAUGCUUAAGUUUGAACCGGAACUGCAGUUACGGGGCCCUCUGCACAAACAUAACAAGGAUUGGUACGUGCCUUUCUUAGGAGCUGACAAGUUCGUAGUGUACCGUACUCAACAUCGGUCGUAUUUUGACGGGGAGAGGCCGGUGCAAUUCGAGGUGUACUACAAGACGAGAAGCCUGCUGAAUACUUUACUGUUCGCUAUUGCUGCGGCUUUCUUAUUCGUGAUGUCAAUGGUUUCCAUCACGAGGAAUCUAGUAAUAAAUUAUCCUAGUUUCUUUUCUGCUGGAAUGUUUACAAAGGAAGGGCCCAGUGAAGACGUGAUAAACAAUUGCCAUUUUCGAGUGGAACUGGUCGGAAAAGGGUGGGAGAAAGGGGUAGACACAAAACGCACGCCGAUGAACAAGACCAUGGUUGCAAGGAUAUCAGGAGUGAAUCCUGGGUACGGAGCUACAGUUCUUGGAGUAUUACAUAGCGCUCUUACUAUCCUAUGGGAACAGCAUAAAAUGCCCAAAGGCGGAGUUCUAACAACUGGGGCAGCUUUUAGUAACACCACUCUUAUUGAACAAUUACAUAAGAAUGGCUUCAAAUUCGAAAUUGUUAAAUAGAAGAUUAAGUUAUUUUAAAUAAAUAUAUUUUGUUUGUAAAUGUUUGAGUAGGUAUUUAUUUUAAGCAUAAGAACUUUUAUAUUUUUAAAUUUACUA